AUGGCACCCCAUCCAGAGUGUCCUGCUACUCCUCCAAGGCGCCAUGUGGCCCGUUUCUCAAGUUUCGGCAAUAUGACUCCAAAAUCCUCUCGUUCUUCCCAUCGAAAGAACAGGUCCAUCGACUCAAAGUUUGAUACUUUUGCUUCUCCUCAUAAGUCACCUUUUUUGAGUCCACGAGUGACCAAAAAGAGCCAUAAGCAAUCAGGUGUAUCGGCUAAUCCCUUCACGGACGCGUCGGCUCCGUUUUUGCCCACGCCUCUGGCCACAUGCUCGUCUAGAAAGUCCACGCUAUUCUCUGAACUUAUUGAGCCAUCACGCAACUCCAGAUCGCUCACAGCGAGCCUCCAGGCACUAGCGAAUGAAAGUCAGGAUGCCAAUGUCUCCCCCCUGCACAAUUUUAUCAAGGUUCCCACUCUAAGGACACCGUCCCCUCGUCCCAAGUUGCGUUCUCGGCGUGAAUCGUCAUUCGACAGCGACGAUGACAUUCUAGUAAUGAGAGAGGAGGAUUUGAAGAAUAUCCCACGAAUGGAGUUGGAAAAUCCGUUUGUUGAGUCCACAUCUGCAAAGGAAGCGGAAAAGGGCUCAAAUGACAUUGAUUUUUCCACUCACAUGGAGCUCAUCAACCACCGCACAGGAAAGAAGAUGAUCCAACGCCUAACGGAGGAAGAGCAACGUUUCAAGCCCCGGAAAUUGGUGUUCACGCAGGUCGUGGAGCCUUCCGUCAACUACAACGUUGCUAAUAAGUUUCUUGAUAAGAACAUCGGUAAGAAUUUUACCAUUCAGGGAGACCUUGCUCCUUCGACGCUUGGGUUCAGUAUAUUCAGCGAUGACAAUGACGAAAAGUGA
This is a messenger RNA of Sungouiella intermedia, 846 nucleotides long. The record is from the annotation of a GenBank genome assembly. Lineage: Eukaryota; Fungi; Ascomycota; Pichiomycetes; Serinales; Metschnikowiaceae.